This is a messenger RNA of Monoraphidium neglectum, 663 nucleotides long. RefSeq lists its product as hypothetical. The transcript has 2 exons. The record is from RefSeq and is a predicted model, not a curated record. Bases 1 to 663 code for a protein of 220 amino acids. NCBI's taxonomy places the organism in Eukaryota, Viridiplantae, Chlorophyta, Chlorophyceae, Sphaeropleales, Selenastraceae.
AUGGCCUACGGCCUUUUCGCCUUUAACUGCGCCGGCGCCGCCGGCGCGCUGGCCCUCGCCCUGCUGCCCGGCGCCGCGUCGCUGCUCCCCCUCAGCGCCGCCGCAACGCUGCUGAUGUGGCACGCCGCGGCCGGGGCUGCCGCGCAGGCCGCGCUCGCCGCUGUCGCGUGGUCUCAGUGGGACGCCUGGUGCCGCCUCUGCAGCUUCGUGGCCGCGAGCUUGCUGCCCGCCGCGGGCGCCGCCGGCGCAGGCGGCGACGCGUGCGGCGUCGGCGGCCUGGCGGCGCUGCUCUUGGUCGCGGCGGCGGCGCAGGCGCUGGCGGCGAAUGCAAAGGCGCUCCUUGCGGCUGCAGCGGCGGCCGGCGGCGGCAGGGCCGCGGCCGCGGCCGCGGCCGGGGCGGCUCCUGCUCAGGAGGGCGCGGCAGCGGCCAACGCAGCCGCCCCAGUGGCAGCAGCCACCAUCUCUCGAAAGAGCUUCCUCACAUUCGUGCCCGCCGCCGCAAAGGGCGCCGCCGCCGCCGCCGAGCCGGCGCCCGAGGAGGCCCUCGCGGCGGCGGCCAAGCGGGCGGGGUCGGAGGGCGGCGCGCGGCUGAUGGCCCGGGUCAAAGUCCUGGCGUUUGAUGCAAAAGGGGAGGACUCCGAAGAUGGCGCCGCCAGCCGGUGA